UUACAUCUUCGGUAGCAAGGACAAACCUCGUUUGUUUUUAAGUGGACAACUGAACAACAGCUCUAUCUACCGUUUCGAGCGCACGAGGCAAGGAGAUUCAAGCAGCAUGAGCUAUUCUGAUUUUAUCAAGCUAGCGAGGGCGCUUUACGAGGACGAGGUGCGGAGAAGGCCUCGGCCGAACGCCUGCAUGCAACGCUCGCAAAGUGAAUCCUGAUUUUUGUCAGGACUACGAUGUCGAUCCAAGGGAUCUUAUGAUGACGAUGGCGUCACUUACAUCGACCUCUAUGACCCAGUCGACACAGGUCGACAGCUUCGUGGCCCAGGCCCAGGCCCUUGCCCAGGCCCUUGAAGCUCAGGCCCGACUCUCCAAGGCAUCAGCUGCGGCACAACGCCUCAGGCAGGUCUUCCCACCGAUCAGCGCUGGCGACCCACACCGCACACUCAAGAUGAUGCACCUGGACCUCACGCCCGGUGGGGACAAGAGCUACGUGCGCCACUUCAACGGGGAGCUGCGGCCGCUGACGGCACAGGGCGUGUCCAAUGCGGAGCCGCAGGCCGCCAACCACCUCAUUCACAAGCUGCUGGUGCAGUGCCCAGUCCUCAAGGUUGACCGGUUCCACAAGGGCGGCAGCUUCGGGCGCCGCACCCUCGUGCGCGGGGCCUUUGAUGUCGACCUGUCUGUGUUUGUGAUUAAGUUCCAGGAGCGGGCGCUCAAGGUUGCCGACUGGAGCGGCGAGGCGGGGGAGCGGCUGCAGCGCGAGAUGCAGCGGGUGGUGGCGGCGUACCUGCGGGGACAGGGGCUGCACGACGUGGUGGAGGUGGAGCACGGCACGCACUACAAGCACUGUGUCAACGUGAGUGGCACACGCACGGAAGACUUUUGACGUGGCGUUUGCCGAUUUAUUUGCCCUGCCGGGCCUUGUGUAUGUGGGACAGUUGGUGGCGGCGCAUGACCAGUUAGAGGCCGUGCGUGCUGCCCACACCCGCCCGGGUGGGUGGGGCACCAGGUUUGGUGAGGCGAUGUUGGACUUGUACUUGACGAGCGUGUGGCGGCCUGUGCUUGGAUGGGGACCUCGGCGGCACCUGCCGUCGCCGCUCCUGGGGCCGGCGUCGCCCCUGGCGGCGGCGGACCGCAUAGCCGCGGCGGUGGCCUUGCUCCCAGGUGGCUGGGAGGCCGCGGCGCGUGCGGCUCGACUGGCUCGCGGGCGGGCGUGGGUCAUGCCGCUUCCUGCGGAUGCCGUGCGACAGGCGGCGGCGGGGGCCUUGACCCAGGUGGUGCGGGGACUGGGCUGUGUCCUGGACGGGGGCCCGCCUCUGCUGCUGUUGAACUACUCCGUGAAGGCAGGAACGACCAUGCAACUGGGCCCCCAGGUUGCGGCGCUGCGGUCUAAACAUUUGUUGUAUGUGCGUGAUGCUGGUGUGUCUGCGGACGGCGCGCUUGCGGCUGCCGGCGCCUUUGCCGGCACUCUGGCCCGUUUGUGGGCGUUAAAAUGGGAAAAUUAUCACAAGGAAGCGUUGUGGCGGGUGGCGGCCAAUGCGUGCUGGUCGUUCCCCAAAAAUGCCGCCCAGCGUGCAGCUGGGGUGGCAAUGCCCCUGUGCCGGGCGUGUGGGCGGGAUAUGUGUGAUGGGGACCGCCGGCACUACUUUUGGGACUGUGUUGUUGCUCGGGCGCUGCGGGAGAACAUGGCUAUGGCAAUGACACGGCUGAUGACUGUUUCUCCCGUGCUGACCUUUGGCUGGUGCAGCCGCCUGCUGGGCUGGCGCCGCCGGUGUGGGAUGUAGUGUGUUUGGCUGCGCUGUCUGCCCUUGACUCGGGCCGGCAGCAGGUGAUUAUGACUGGCUUGCGUGUGCGUCGGGCUCUGACGUCGGCGGAAGUCAUGCGCAUCAGUGUGUCCGUUAUUGCUGAUUUCUGGGGCCGGCUGCAAUCGUAUGUCAGUCUCGGCCUCCGCCCGAAAGCCUGGGCCACGGUGCCUGCGCACCAUCCGUUCCUUUCGCGGGGUGCGGGUGACUGUGUGCUGCUCGUGUUGCCUGAUGAUGUGGGCUCCCCGCCCCCCUCGCCUUAAUUUGCUCGUGGGUGGUGGGAGCGGUGUGCCUCUGGUGUGUGCGCUGUGGGUGUGGGGGGUCGACGUGGGCGUCGCCGGACUACGUGCCCGGUGUACCUGCGCUGACGCCUCGCCGGUUUGAUUGCGCCUCGUGCGCUAGUGCGGUUUGCUGUACGUUGGUGGGGCUCU
This is a messenger RNA of Chlamydomonas reinhardtii, 2231 nucleotides long. RefSeq lists its product as uncharacterized. Gene Ontology annotation, cellular component: cytosol; membrane; nucleoplasm. The record is from RefSeq and is a predicted model, not a curated record. NCBI's taxonomy places the organism in Eukaryota, Viridiplantae, Chlorophyta, Chlorophyceae, Chlamydomonadales, Chlamydomonadaceae. The coding region runs from base 261 to 884 and encodes 207 amino acids. Gene Ontology annotation, molecular function: 2'-5'-oligoadenylate synthetase activity; double-stranded RNA binding. Gene Ontology annotation, biological process: regulation of ribonuclease activity. The transcript is spliced from 5 exons.